UUAGUCAUGUCUGUUGUUGAGCACGUAUAAGAAAUCUCUUACCUAGAUUUAUACUAAAAUGUUGAACACAUUUUCAGUGCUUUCGCCUCAUCUAAAGUUCAAAAAUAAGUUUGUGUCCAUCGACAAUGUAGCGUUUAAAUUUCACUAUCGAGCAACGUUUACAAUACUCCUUGUUUGCACACUACUAGUCACAUCCAGGCAAUACAUUGGUGAACAUAUUCGUUGCAUCACAGGAGGAUCCAUCCCUGAGCAUGUCAUCAAUACCUUUUGCUUCUUUACAACUACCUUUACGGUGGUAAGGCAUUUCAACGAAUCGAUGCUGCAAGAUGGAAGCAUUCCUCAUCCAGGAGUAGGACACAUCUAUACAGAUGAUCCCGUCAAGUAUCACGCGUAUUACCAAUGGGUGCCAUUCGUGUUAUUUCUUCAGGCUAUUAUGUUUUAUGGACCGCACUAUGUUUGGCGUAAUAUGGAAGGAGGUAGAAUCAAACGUUUGGUGGAUGGACUACGAAUGGUUGAAAUUUCGAAAUUCUACAAACGAAGCAAUGCAGUAACUUUCGACAGUAAAUAUACGCUAUACCCGAAAGCUGAGCUUGAUAAGAAAAUAGAAAUUGCAUGUGAUGCAUUCUACAAGCACAUCAUUAUAAACCAUCUAUGGGCUUGGAAGCAUGUGCUAUGCGAAAUGAUGAAUUUGAUAAAUGUUUUGGCUCAAGUAUGGUUCACGAAUAAGUUCCUAGGGGGCCGCUUCUAUCGCCUUGGGUUGGAUUUCAUCGAGGAAGAUUUCUCGGGAAGAAUGGACGUGCUGGAUACCAUCUUUCCCAAGGUAACAAAAUGCCACUUCCAUAAAUACGGCCCAUCCGGAACGAUUCAGCAGCACGAUGCCCUUUGUGUGAUGGCUUUGAAUGUGAUAAACGAGAAAAUAUUCACAUUCCUCUGGUUUUGGUACGCAAUAAUCAUAAUUAUUACAAUGAGCGCCUUGAUAUGGAGGUUAAUCACACUUACUUAUCACGGAAGAUCGGAAAGAUUCAACGGUUACGUUUUUUCUUCCGUUUGCCCCGGAAUGCUGAACUCGCAUGAUCUGAACUUCAUAACGGAAAACCUCACAUUUUCAGAUUGGUUGUUUCUAUAUUACUUGGGGAAAAACAUGGACAGACAACUGUUCAGGGCUCUGUUUAGAGGAAUAGUCCUGAAGCUUGACAAAAGCCGACAGAGUGGAAAAUCCAGCAAGCUUCAGGACGAUGACCCUGAAGCAGCCAGUUUGAUAAUCGAGAAACUUUAACAUUUUCUCAAAUAGUUGUGAAUAGUUUAUCUCAUAAACCAGGAAUUGUAUGAAAUUACCAAAAAGAAAAUAAUUUAGCAUAGUUCUUUACAAACAGAAUAUGUGUUUUCACUAGCCUGGACAUGUGGUAGGCAAUUAGAAUAAUGUUAUGUUACAUACGGCUAAUAUAUUAUUUAAUUCCACAAUCAUGUAUUCGAUUGAAAAUAUUUAAAAUAUAAAUAUGUCUAAA
Molecule: messenger RNA, 1505 nt
Organism: Armigeres subalbatus
Lineage: Eukaryota; Metazoa; Arthropoda; Insecta; Diptera; Culicidae
Gene: Inx7
Product: innexin inx7
Exons: 4
Coding region: 59-1276 (405 amino acids)
Biological process (GO): phototransduction
Cellular component (GO): plasma membrane; gap junction
Molecular function (GO): gap junction channel activity
Source: RefSeq, a predicted model, not a curated record